Molecule: messenger RNA, 1335 nt
Organism: Exophiala bonariae
Lineage: Eukaryota; Fungi; Ascomycota; Eurotiomycetes; Chaetothyriales; Herpotrichiellaceae
Exons: 2
Coding region: 1-1335 (444 amino acids)
Molecular function (GO): protein binding
Source: RefSeq, a predicted model, not a curated record
AUGAAGGGAAACCUGGUUUUGAACCUCGCAUGUGCACUAUUCGUCGCCGUGGCGGCGUCUACUGCAGAUGAAGUCAGGAUACCGGCGAGCGAGCCGAUUCAGGAAUUGAACAUUGGAGAGGACACGACGGGCGAAGAACUCGUCUACGAGACUGAGAGUGAUCAAGGAUCAUUACUACAGUCCAUCCAACAGAACUCAACGUCGACUGAUACUCCUAUCGAUGAAAAUUGGCGAGACAUUUGGACACAUCAGCCAGUAUGCACGUCUUACCUUUCAGAGUUCAAUAGCUUGCUGUGCGUCUACACAAAUGCGACGUUCAGCCAAGGACGAGGCAUUUCUAUCUUCACGACGCCGAAGAUCGCCGCAGAAUUCGCCGCGUUACUGCCGUUUCACGACGACGAGAUCCUGCAGAAGCGCGGGAUCAACAGUGCCGAAGGAUCGGGCCUCUGGACUGCCAAAGCACUGCCGGGGAAAGGAAUCGGCAUGGUGGCUAAGCGGGACCUACAGCGCGGUGAGCUGAUCACGGCAUACACGCCAUAUCUGAUCUCGCACGCAGAGAAUGUCCUGUCAGUGCAGGAGCGCGAGAAGUUCUUGCAGAUCGCGCUGUCUCAGUUGCCGGCGGCGAGUCAGGAGCAUUUCCUCGAUCUUGCCAAGUACUACUAUGAGCUGAGCGUGGUGGUUCAGGACGUCGUCAAAGCGAAUACGUUUCAGAUGGACAUGGGAGGGCGAAUGCAUCUGUUGGUUGUGCCUGAGGCAUCGCGAUAUAAUCAUGCUUGCGCGCCCAACGCACAAUACUACAUCGAGCCUGGGAUACUGACACACUUCGUGCACGCGGUGCGACCGAUCGCCAAGGACGAAGAAAUCACCAUCACGUACUCGACGCCCUACCACCCCUACAGCGUGCGCCAAAAUUACCUCCUCGAGGCCUUCCGCUUCACAUGCACGUGCUCGCGCUGCGCGAAGGGUGAAGACACCGACCAGUCGCUCGUCGAGAUCCACGACCUCCAGCAGAGCCUCGGCAACUGGGGCGCGGAUUCGACUGCUAGCGUUAAGCAGGCGGAACGGCUGGUUAAAGUGUAUCUGGAGGAGGAGUUUGACGGGUUCCUGGACUUUGCGUACGGGCAUGCCGCUCUGACGUAUAAUUCUGUCGGGAGCGCGAGAGGGACGGUCAAGUAUGCGGCGUUGGCGGCUGAGGCGGCGGCGUUGAAGUAUGGGCCUGCCUCGAAGGAUGUCAGGACUUGGAUGGAUUUGGCGGAGAGGCCGAUGGAGCAUUCGAGUUGGAGGAGGAGGAAGAAUGUUGUUGUUGUUAGUGAUGGUGAUGGUGAUAGUGAUUGA